AAAUCCAACUAAAUUUGAUUAAAAAAUCUGAGACUCGUUUCCACUUAACGAUUGCAAAAAACUAAUUUGAGCCAUACUCCACGCUGCUUUGAAAUUCAAGAUUGAAAUGUUGAUGUCAUCACUGCCGAUUGUGAUCUGGCUGACACUCCUGGCCUCCACCCAGUCUUAUGCCGAGGAAUUGAAAUUGCUCCAGGUGGUUUUCCGACAUGGCGAUCGAACGCCAGUUUAUGCCAUGCGGAACAUAUACCCGCUGGAUCCGUACCUCAACGAGACUUGGUAUCCAAACGGUUGGGACAGCCUAAGCAAGAAUGGAAAAACACGGGCUCACGAACUUGGUUUAUUUUUACGCGAGAGGUACGGGAGCUUUCUUGGUGACGUUUACUUGAAGGAUAAAUUUGUGUUUCAUAGCAGCAAUGCGCACAGGACAAUCCUAACGACCCAGCUCGUAGCUGCCGGACUUUUCCCCCCGACAGAAGUUGAGAGGUGGCAUCCGACUCUUGACUGGCAACCGAUACCCGUUUAUUCGGACCCCGUAACGUCAGACUUUCUCUUCACGUACUCCAUGGAUUGCCCCCUGUUCGUGAGACUGCGACGCGAGCUGGAAGAAACUGACGAACAAUUGGUCCGUCGUGCCAAGGUGUUGACUGGAACUUUUGACUUCAUAAGUCGUAACGUUGGAGCCCAAGUUGCACAGAAAGAAAUCGCGCUCAUUUACCAUAACUUGUACUCAGAGUCCCAGGAAAACAAGGUAUUACCCCAAUGGACUAACGGAAUAUUUCCCGAAGGAAAAAUGAAGGACAUUGCGGCGUAUGAGUACGUCAUCCAAAACUAUAACAAAUCGCUCGUUCAACUGGGAACAGGUCGUAUCAUCGGAGAGUGGAUGAAGAAUAUUGACAAUUUUUUGAACAGUACUGAGAGUGGUAAUCCGAAGGCGUUUUUCUACGGAGCACAUGAGGGUAACAUUGGGGGUCUUCUUGCUACACUCGGAGUAUUCGAAUCGCACAUUCCAUUCUACUGUAGCGCAAUUAUCGUCGAGUUUUCCAAAGUCAACAAUGAAUAUUACGUCAAGUUCUUGUACAGAAACAACGGCGUUCUUCGGGAGUUGUUGGUUCCAGGAUGCAUCAGUGUUAAUUGCUCGCUGAAAACAUUCCGUGGAUUGGUUGCUGAUUUCAUUAGUACUGGAGAUCCUGUCGCCCAAUGCAGAGGAACUACGGUUCUUUGAUG
This is a messenger RNA of Diprion similis, 1224 nucleotides long. Its product is annotated as venom acid phosphatase Acph-1-like. The transcript is spliced from 6 exons. Bases 107 to 1222 code for a protein of 371 amino acids. Gene Ontology annotation, molecular function: phosphatase activity. Lineage: Eukaryota; Metazoa; Arthropoda; Insecta; Hymenoptera; Diprionidae. The record is from RefSeq and is a predicted model, not a curated record. Gene Ontology annotation, biological process: dephosphorylation.